AUGGCUUCAAGCUCUGCGCAGCGCAGCCCCCCUAGCCGCUGCGGAGCGGUGCCUGAUGCCUCUCGCGCCACCGAUACGCGGCCUGCGGACUGUGCCUUGCGCCUGCCGCGCUCCCCACGACUCGGCAGGGCGUGCGACGUGCGCGCGGCGUGCCUGGUGCGGUGGAGCCGCGAGGCGGGGGUCGAUGCGGAUGCGCUGCAGUCGGAGCUCCGGCGGCGCUACACGGCUGCCCUGGAGUCGUACCCAACGCAGAUCUGUGCGGAGGGGCCCGGGCAGGCAACAGGCAGCAGCGGCAUCGGAGGCGGCGAGGGGGAGGACGGGGCGUGGGCGUCACUGCGGCCGUGCGGGCGCGUAUCCGAUGCGAUCAACAACAGCACGGUCCCGGUGCAAGUCGCGUCUGUGUAUCCGCAUCACAUAACGGAGGCCGCGCUGCGGCGAGCAGGCAUUCGCAGCGGCGGCGGCAGCGGCGGCGGCGGCGGCGGCGGCGGCGGCGGCGGCGGCGGCGGCGGUGGGCGCGUGGGUGUGCUGCAGGUCGCGUCGCUUGAGGCGGCGGCCGAGAGCGCAGCGGCGGCUGCUGCGGCCGCGGGCCGGGAGUUGCACCUGGUUGUGGAUCGGCUGGGCAGGGCGGAGCGGCUGCGAGAGCGGCUGCUGCUGCAGCCCGCAGCCGCCAAAGCUUCCGCGCUGGCCCGCGGCGCGGCCGGCGGCAGCAGCGGCAGCGGCAGCAUUGGUGCUGGCGGCGGCGCGAGGGCGUGGCCUGCGCCGGCUGUAGCGGUGCACGUGGCGGACUGGUGCUGCAGCACCGCGUCCCAGCGGGCGGCGGCGGGGGCGGGGCUGCUUGGUGAGCACCGGCUGGCAGAGCUGCUGGGCUGCGGGGACUCGCCCCUGGUGAUGGACGGCGUCGCGUGGCGCUGA
This is a messenger RNA of Monoraphidium neglectum, 912 nucleotides long. RefSeq lists its product as hypothetical. Lineage: Eukaryota; Viridiplantae; Chlorophyta; Chlorophyceae; Sphaeropleales; Selenastraceae. The transcript has a single exon. The record is from RefSeq and is a predicted model, not a curated record. The coding region runs from base 1 to 912 and encodes 303 amino acids.